Molecule: messenger RNA, 1730 nt
Organism: Cataglyphis hispanica
Lineage: Eukaryota; Metazoa; Arthropoda; Insecta; Hymenoptera; Formicidae
Exons: 3
Coding region: 93-635 (180 amino acids)
Cellular component (GO): extracellular region
Molecular function (GO): chitin binding
Source: RefSeq, a predicted model, not a curated record
UUCGCCGAGGGAACUAACCGCAGUGACCAAGAAACCGUCGUCACUCGAAGAAAUAACAUACAAAGACGCGUAUUUCAUACCUCGUUAAAAUUAUGAUGCGAGAGAAGCUCCUCGCCGUGUUGUUUCUCGGUUUUAUUGCGAUAGUUCUGAGUUUGCCUCAGCAAUCAAAAUCGAAGAGACCCACUCCAGUGUUCAAGCAACCAGCAACUGGUGGCUUGCUGCUUCCCGACAACGCCACGCUCAUCCGCGACAAUAUUGUCGACACGUUUUCCUGUGAGAAUAGAGUUUAUGGAUACUACGCCGACCUGGAGAAUGAAUGUCAAGUGUUCCACGUGUGCUUACCGCAAACUAGGGGCUCAAUUAGAUGGAGUUUUAUUUGCCCCGCCGAGACAGUUUUCAAUCAAGCGACAUUUGUAUGUACACGGACAGAAAGUUCGAUACCAUGCGAGGAAUCGGAGAAAUAUUACGUUUUGAACGAGGAGAUUGGCAAGGAAGUGGAAGAGGAAGAGGAGGCAGAUCAAGAACGAGGAAAGGAAAACACCACGAAGACUUCUGAAUUGGAAACGGUGUCAAAAAAAUCAUUUUCGAAAAAUUCUAGAUUGCUAGAUCGAGAAAGAUUGUUCCGACGUAAUUAAAAAGAAUGCAUCUUUUCUCUCAUUUGAAAGGAAAUGUUCUAUAAAAUAUUGUAAUUACAGCUAGCCAACAUCUCAGCUUAAGAAUAAAACAAAUUUUAGCUUGCCCUGAUCGAGAUUGACUAAAUGCUCAUUUAAUCUUUAAGAUAAUCGCUUAUAAAUCGCUUAUCAUCUUUGUAAGAACGCACAUAAUAGCAAAUACGUAGAGCUAAAAUUUAAAUUAUUGUCAAUGUAAAAUGUAACAUAAUUACGGGUAUGUAAAAUAAAAUUUAUGUACAGUACGAACACGAGUAGAAUAAAUCGUAUAUUACGUAAUUAUGUGCAAAAAAAUUAAACGCUUAUAUUUGUAAUCUUAUACUUGUAAUUAUUAAUCCAAUAAAAUAAAAGAUGCAAAAAGGAUAAUAGCUUUUUCUUAUAUUUGUAUUUGCAAAAACAAGAAUAACGACGAAGCACUUAUUCGAUAAUUAUUGUCUAGGAAAGUUUUUUUAUAAAGAUUUUUUUUUUUAUUAUUAAUAAUAUAUAAUAAUAAGUAAAAGGCCAACAAAUAUAAUCGUUUAAUACUGAUAUCUAGAGUACAAGACCAUGAUUAUACAAGAAAAAGCGUUACACGAAUGUCCCAAGCCUAAAGUGCACAAGAAUCGUGACGGGAUAGUCUCGCAAACGUAAUAAAAAAAGAAAAACUUACUAAUUGAAAUAAAGCAAUAUAUACACGGCGAUAAGAAAGUGUUGCUGACAACACAACAUAUUUACAUUGAUAUGUGUCGAUAUUGGUCUCUUGUGAACUUAGUAUAAAAUAACUAAAAAAUAUAAAAACGCAUUAAAUAAUAACAGAAAAUUUCCUGUUGCUUAUAUAUAUAUAUAGCUUUCGCGCGUAUUAGAAUGUAGUUUUGAAAUAUUGAACUUAAACUAGAAACACACAUGCACACGUAAAACGGCUAAGAAGUAAAUCCAAAAUCGUCGUCCGAUUCAUCGAUCAUCGUCGUAAAAUUUUCGUGAAAUCGCACAAGUCGCGACGCUUGAAACAUCAUCCACAACUCCCGCGCGUUCCAUUUUUUUCUAUUCGAUAUCUUUGGAUAUCUAGCUAUCAUCUCAGAUAGG